This is a messenger RNA of Vitrella brassicaformis, 7645 nucleotides long. NCBI's taxonomy places the organism in Eukaryota, Vitrellaceae. The record is from the annotation of a GenBank genome assembly.
GGCGUGGAGGGGCCGCUUCCCACUACCAUUGGCGAGUUGCCUUACCUGAAAGGGCUGCACAUUUGGAGAGAGAUGAUCUCAAUCAGCGGUCCCAUCCCGGCCUCCGUCACCAAUCUGUCGCGCCUCGAGGUCCUCGUGCUUGGAAUGACAGGCCUCUCAGGGCCCAUACCUGAAGACAUCGGCAGCCUCCGACGCCUGCGAAUCCUACUGAUUUCGAGAAACAGACAGAUGGAGGGGCCUUUUCCAGCGAGUGUGACGUCUUGCCGCAAUCUGACCCACGUUGACUUCGACCGCAAUGGCCUGGUGGGUUCUCUGCCUGGCGAUCUGGGCUCCCUGUUUCACGUAGAGUUGCUGGAUCUGAGGAAUAAUCGGCUGGAUGGGCAGCUGCCUUGGUCACUGGUGCGGCUAAGUCGGCUGCGAUGGCUUACUCUGGAGAAGAAUGAGUUCAGUGGCCCAUUACCGGAAGACUUUGGCAUCAACAUGGACAGCCUAGAAUAUCUAGAUGUAUCGUUCAACAACGUAAGCAGGACGUUAUCAACAGACCCACGUGUGUUCCAAAGACACCUACUCUGUGUAUGUGUGUGUCCAUCAAUGUGUAUCUCAGUUUUCCGGUCCCCUGCCGGCUUCCCUGGGCAAUGCUGGCAAUCUCACGUACCUGUACGCGGAGAGGUCGGGUUUCAGCGGCGAGCUGCCUCGGUCACUAGUGCGGCUGACGCAACUACGGCAGCUGUUUCUGGAAAACAAUGGGUUCAGUGGCUUGUUGCCGGACGGGCUUGGCACCAAUAUGGACGAUCUGCACCUUCUCAAAUUGUCACGCAAUAACGUAAGACUCACAUAUGUAUGCAAGUUGCCGUUGAGUCUACUCAUAUCUCUCUCCUAUCAGUUCUCCGGUCCACUGCCGCCUUCCUUGGGGAACGCGGGCAAUCUGACGUCUCUGUGGCUGCAGGAUCAGUCACCGGGCUUCAGCGGCCCCUUGCCAGCAGAGCUGGGAAAGCUGGCCAAUUUGCGGGAAGUUUGGCUGGCUAUACAGACAUAUCUACAUAGGCACAUUCUCGUGACAAUGUUUGUCUGUGCAGUUCUCGGGCGCCCUGCCGGAUACUCUGGGGGGCUGGAGGUCGGUUGAGUACCUGGAUUUAAGUGACAAUGACUUCAGCGGCACCCUGGAGCCGCUCAGCAACCUCAUCUCGCUCAGAAUGCUCUGGCUAAACAACAACUCGGGGAGAAGCAAGAGAGGUGGGAGGGGGUGCGAUUCGCCGAAUAGUUAUGUGUGUGUUUCAGUUCAAAGGCCAUCUGCCCGUCGGCUUUCAGAGCUUUGUGAAUCUCACCGAAGUUCAUGCAGAGAACAACCAGUACGGACGCCGUGUACAUGCCUAUAUGCAAACAUGCGAAAUUCUGGCGUGUGUGUCAGGUUGGUGGCUUUAGUGGAUCGCGACCCAAGUGGUCCGGGGUACAGGAGCCUUCGAAGGCUGGACCUCGCCUUAAACCGUCUUAAUGGGUCCAUCGAUCUGUCUGUCUUUCGAAACCUCCGGGUGGCCGACCUUGACGGCAACCUCAUCACGGGCUUCGCCGGCAACGGCUCCGUGCCACAAUCGUAAGGAGGACAGACACCAGUUUGAGAAAGAUGGUGCCUAGGUGUGUGAGUGGGCAUCGAUGUGUGCAUGGAUCAGGUUGCAGAUAUUGAGUUUGAGAGACAACUUGUUUACCGCCCUGCCGGAGGGCUUCCGCUCAAUGCCCAACCUCUGGGGACUCUACCUAGCUAACAACCACAUCAGCCAGUGGCCCAAUUGGGGAGGCACACCGCCCGGGUUCUGCAAUAUUUGGCAUAUCGGUGAGGUGAUGUUCCCCACAUGAUGAAGGAAUCAUUAUGGUAGGAAACGAAUUUCUGUAUAUCUCUGCGCUUCCGUCAAUACGACAAACGAGUGGCAGGGGAUGAACAUUUUAGUGAUUUGCUGCACGGCGAGCCCCCGCCCGACUGGGGGUCCCUGGCUAACCUCGACAUCUCCAACAACCCCAUCAACGUUGACGUGACCGAGUUUUUCAUGCCCCUCAAGUGGCAGACAAGGUAGUCACGCAAUACUGGCGCUCUGACAAUUGCCUGCUUGUCUCUUUGGAACGUGUGAUAGUCUGGUGAAUCUGGACGCAUCGAAUUGCAGUCUGCACGGCCCAUUGAGAUGCGAUGCCUUCUUCGCAUUCGACAGAAACGAUUUGGAGCGAAUCAGCAUGAACUCGUCGCGUUCGGUCUCCCCCUCUCCCCCCCUAAGCACACGCAAGUAUCGCUGUCUGUGUUGUCCUGUGCAGUUUUCGAGCAGUGGUCUGUUCGUGUUGGAUCCAAAGUGGUCCUUUCCCAACCUGGCGUACGUCUCUCUGAGUGAUAACAAAAUCACCGCAAUCGACACAAACAACAGCUGGUGGCUGGAACAGCUCUACCACGCAGACUUCCACAAUAACUCACUCGUGCGCGUAACCAAUGGCGGCGUCAAUGGCGUGCCAAUCGAAGGUCGCUCCUUGUUUACCGCCGACUACGCGAGCUUCACAGGGAACCCGGGCCUGAGAAGUAAGACAAGUGAACAGUUCGUGAGCCUUGUACCUAUAGAGGUGAGCAAGAAAGCUCCGAGCAAUGCUUCGGACGCAUCAUGUAUAUUGGUGGGUGUGCAGCUGUAAUGUGUCUAUGAUCAUCUGUAUCAUUGCGCGUGGAUGUCAGAAGUGCCAGGAUUUGCGGAACUCCAGCGAGAUCGAGUUGAGGUUUCUCGAAAAGCGAGAAAAGCUGUUUCACCAGGGAGAUGAGGGAGAUGCCUUCUAUCGAUUGGGCAUUCAUCGAUUGGGCGAAUCCAGACCACUGGUGCCCGACCCUCAGGGUGAGUUACAUACCAGAUAUCACUUGUGGACUGGGUAUGGUUUGAUGUAGGAUAUGUGGUGCAAAGAGUUGAUGACGGUGACGAGCACUUCGAGUGCACGGAGUUGUGCUCCGAACUCAAUCAGAUUAAGGUCAGCUGCCAUCGAGCAGCACAUGCAUGUAGCACGAGUAUGCACGCAUACUCACUGUGAUUUUUGUGCCAGGUGGACUAUACCUUUGAUUCGGAUGCUCUUUGUCGGUGUCUGCCUGGCUACGAGGGCACCGGCAUCAACUGCACCAAAUGCCCGGCGGGCACAUACUCAAACAGACAAGCUGGCACUCAAAUAUGCAAACGAUGCCCCGAUGAUGCUGGUCAGCAUUUGAGGAUAAGCUGCCACUGGGCGUCACCGUCGGUCUAUGUGCAUGUGUGUGCAGGUUCUGAGGAGGGUUCGGCUGCGUGUUACUGUCGCCUUGGUUACGAGAGGCGCGGCGACGAGCCGUGUGAGCCGUGCACAGCGGGGUCGGUCGGCGUGCGCAAGGGCGGCAGUGGCGGUGGCGGGAGUCGCGGGACGUGGAUCUGCCAGAACUGUUUGUUUGGUGUCGACUGCUCGGUGCCCGUCAACUACAACGCGAGCGUGCUGCCGGGAUUCUUCCAAUUGACCGUUCACCUGUCGGAUGCCUCAUCCGUCAACGUCACACGAGAAGUGGCGACGUAAGCAUGAGAGCCGACAACGACAACGUAGCCGAGAGGCAACAGACAUGAGAGUGAUAUGUGGGUCCUCUGUUCAGGUACAGCGCUGGUUUGACACUGUUGCCCGUCGUGAUGCCGUGUCCACUGCUGUCCGCAUGCAGAGGCACCAACAAGACUAAUGGGCUCAACAUAUGCUCGGUAAGAUUGAGCGUCGCCUUUUCUGAUGUGCGUAUGCCUUUUCUGCGUGUCACGUAGGAGGGGCAUGAGGGUUUUGUGUGCAAUCGGUGCAGAGCGGGCUUCUCGCGGCAGACCCCCCAGCAGCCGUGCGCCCCGUGUGCCCCCCUGUGGCAGAUUGCUGUCGUCAACGUGCUGCUCGCAGUCGCCACUCUGAUGGCCUUUUUCAUCCUCACCGCACUGGCGAAAAGGUUAGCACACAGCCGUGUAUCCACCCCACAAGCCCACCAAUCGACAUUCCUGCUAUCUGUGUUCAGGGGGGCGGCGUCUCCGCGCGCUGAGGUUCCGUCCCAGCUGACCAAAAUAGGGCUCUCCCACAUUACCGCCGUACGCCGCGACAGAUCAGGCACAUGCACUCUUCUUUCAUCAUUCUUCUCUCUUGCCGUGUGUAUGAUUGUGCAGGUGUGUGGUUUGGCCUUUGUCGUGUUCGACGAGUCAAUCUGGGGCGACCAGAUAGCCUCGCUGGUCGGGCCAUUCUUCGCGUGGGACGGCGGGGUGCCGCAGAGCUAUCAGGUGUGGGAGUGCGUGCUGAGGCACGACAAAUGCGUGCUGUAUCGCCACGCCAUGUGGCUGGCACUGCCUCUACUCUGGCUAACCAUUGCGCCCCUCGUUGGUAAGCACAUACGGACGCUGAUCCAUAGUGCCUCUGAUCGGUGAACUGACACGCACGCACAGUCUGAGAGACAAUGAGCUGUGCUCAUCUAUGCUCGUGUCGUGACUGCAGCGAGCGGUAUUGACCGAGCACGUCGUUCGUUUAAGCCGAGACGGCGCAUCGGCAACGACGACUCAAUCUCUCUCGCCACCGACAGCUACCUCCGGUCCCUCUCGGCGCCGCCAUCGGUGACCGAUGGCAAACGAGAGGAGGCCGCCGCCAAGGGCCCUUACCAGCGAUCGGUCACCUUCCAGGAGGACUCGCGGGCCGAGCCAGUGACACCGCCCUCCUGCCAGCACUCUUUUGUGCAGCGCAAUUCCAGCCGAUGGCGGCAGUUGUUCGACGACCGCGGCACGAUGAUGGUCGUAGUCCUGACGCUAAUCCACCCCACAGUCACCAAGAGUAUGCUGGCCCUCCUGCAAUGCCGACCAUAUCCCUUUGUGGACACCGUCAUCCCCAUCGCAGAGGGCGAGAGUGUCAGUCUGCUGUCCACUGACCCGGCGGAUGUCAUGAGGAGGAGAAUGGACCUCGACUCGGACGUCAUCUGUGGCUCUGCCGAACACGUGCCCUUCCUUUGGAUCGCCGUGGCCGGCCUAUCUCUGUGGACGUUAGCCCCUGUGGUAUGCGGCGUGGCGUUUCUGUGGCGGCACAGAGACGGCCUGCAGGACCCCCACACGAGGAGACGCGUGGGCUUCCUCUAUGCCGGCUACCGAAAGCCCUACGUCUUUUGGGAUGCCGUCCUCGCCAUGAGGCGUGUGUUGGUGCUGCUGAUCGCCCAGCAAGCGACGGCGCAGCCCCGCCAGCAGCUGCUGGGCUGGACGGUGGUGGCCGCUGUGUGUGUGGCGCUGCAGCUCACUGUGUGGCCGUUCGACCGCGGCAGCAUGGACAUCCUGAAUCGGACCGAGCUGCGUGGGCUGCUGGUGUGGCUCAUGUCGCUCUUCGUGAUGCAGUUCGUGGUCAUGCUGCCCGAGGGGACCUCUUUGGCACUGACGAUCGCCCUCGUGCUGGCGGUCAUUGCGGCUAACCUGGUGCACUAUGUCAUGCUGACGGGGCAGAUAUGCCGCUAUGGUCUGCUGCAAGUGGGCUACAGAUUCACCGCCCUCACCGACCGCAAGAAGGCCAUCGGUGAGGGCGCGGAAUCAUUGUCUCAUUCUGUCUGCUGACGCCGUCUCUGUGGUUUCAUUCAGCCCGCGUGAUGUCAGGUUGUGUGACGGGCCCGCUGGUGUCGUGGCUCAUCCACCAAGAGGAGGACAGACGGCGGGUCUCACCGAAAGUAUUCUAUGACUGGUCGAGUGCGGCUCUCUCUGCAGCAGACGGUCCACGUGCUGCAUCAGGGGGGUGCCGGCCCUCAAGUGGGCCGGUGUAUCUGGUGGUGGCGGCGAUGCAGCUGAUGUCGGCCGCCGUGCAGGACGCCAUCGAGACUCUCAAACUCACACACGUGCCCGGCGACUUGUAAGCACAUACGCCCACAAGAAUCCACAGCAGACAAGAGGCCUGUUUGUCUGUUUGUAUGUCUGUCUGUCUGUCUGUCCGUCUGUGUGGUGGGUCAGCCAGGAGUUUCUGUGGAGUCACGCCGUUCUCGUUCAGACCCUGCCGCAGAAGAGGGUGGAGACGCGCAGCCGCAGAGGGGGCCAGGUGGUCGUGCACCUGCCGAGGCCCGACGACCGCACAGCCAGAGUAGUAAGACAACGGAGAAAGAAGGGCACCGUGUUGUGGUGGUAACGGGGCGACUUGUGUGUGUGUGCAGGGGUUGCGGCAGAUGGGCACAAGCGACCUCUCCAAUGCACUCCGAAGACAAUGCCCCGACAGAUGUAAGCUUUUCGUCAGUCCACACAGGUGCCGACAGGGUGGUGAUGCGUGCAGCGUCCACCCUAUUGGAGGCCGGAAAGACCUAUGAUGAUGAACCAAGUGGCCCGCUGGGGGCCCCCCACAUCGACACACGUCCCGCAGACAGGUCCGGACGACACAGAGAAUUGCCAUUGAGAACACUCUCUCACGCCGUGUCUUUGUGUGUCAGCAGUGGUCAGGCUGCUGUCGUGUCGGCGGGCAUCACCUUAUAUGACCUGCAGGCCAAUUUGUGCUAUGUGGUGGACGAGCUUGUCACCAGAGAGCAGCUGCACCAGGCGGCCCUUAGGCGGAGGGCCGACGGCGGCGACCUGGACAAGGCCGACACUGAGGGCCACACUGGCGGCUGGCGGGGGCUCUACGAGGCAUUCCGGAAGGCCAAGCGGACGCUCAUCGAGGCGGGCAGCCCGCCGGUUUGUCAGAGAGAGAGAUGUACGCUCGUGUGUCUGUCAGUACUCAUGUGUUGUUGGGCUGGUUGCAGGAGGCCAUUCCGGAGAUUCUCGCGAGCCUGGCGCCCACCGUGGUGGAUACGCCAUGUGGCGAUAAUGCAGAGUGCACGUCGGUGAGUGGGGCGGCGUCGCUCGUCGGCUCGACCCAAUCGCGGCCGAGCGACAGCCCCGCCGCCCUGACGCCCCCCUGCCACAGUCUCACGCGAGUGGAUUGGCAUCGGCUGAGCAGUGACGAUAAAGACAGCCUGGCCGUAUUGGUGUCCUCCGAGGCCGUCUAUGAUGCCCUGACCACCAUCAGGGCCGGCACUGAUGAGGACGACAGCUAGCUGACCAGCCGACGGCAGACGCCUCGUGGGCACCAAGCAGAGAAAGAUGUGCGUGCCUGUCCAAUCUCUCCCUCUUGCCGUCCUUGUGGGUGUGUCCAGCGACAUGGAUGACAUGUGUGUGCGCAUGGGUGUAUCAUACUCAUGGCGUGUGUGUUUGAGUGUGUGUCUUGUGUUUGUCCAUUCUUAUCUUUUGCCUCUUUAUUCCUCGGCGUCGCGUCGAUCGGGUGAGGCAUCUGUAUGCACGAGAUUGUGCUGUGCAUCAUUGUGUGGCCGUAGUCGGCUUGUGUCUUUCAUUCCGUCAUGUAUGCGACAUGGUCAGUCAGCAGACGCUGUACCGCAGCUGUGAACUGCACGUGAGUGGGUGUCUCGUCUCUGCCUGCCAAAGCUGGCCCUGUUCCCUGCUGUGCAGUGAGAACACGUUCUCACGGGAAACAGACUCGAGCUCCUUCUCAUUCAAACAGACUCGAGAAUGGCCAGGAAGUGAAUGAAUGAAUGAAUGAGUCAUUCACUUCUGAGACCUCUUUGCAAUGGUGAAUGGAUGCCUGACUGAUUGAUUGAUUGAUCAAGCUGAACAUAGAUACGAAUCAGCCAUUUGUAGACGGCGCUGAAAUAGCU